This is a messenger RNA of Drosophila elegans, 3378 nucleotides long. It is a transcript of the gene pad, whose product is annotated as zinc finger protein 236. Gene Ontology annotation, biological process: regulation of DNA-templated transcription. NCBI's taxonomy places the organism in Eukaryota, Metazoa, Arthropoda, Insecta, Diptera, Drosophilidae. The record is from RefSeq and is a predicted model, not a curated record. Bases 101 to 2947 code for a protein of 948 amino acids. Gene Ontology annotation, cellular component: nucleus. Gene Ontology annotation, molecular function: DNA-binding transcription factor activity, RNA polymerase II-specific; RNA polymerase II cis-regulatory region sequence-specific DNA binding; zinc ion binding. The transcript has 5 exons.
UCUAGCAGUGAGCGUCGCUCGACAGAAAAAAAACAAAUAAUUUGCAUGUGCAAUAAACCAAACGUAAAUACACUUUGGAAAACUCAGAUCCAGCUGGAAAAUGGCUGCGGCCGGAAACAACGUCCGCUGCAUCAACUACUACGACCUGUGCCGCAUUUGCACGGACAGCAGCGACCACAAGACGAACAUCUACUCGCCCGAGGGACGCGCCAAGAACCUAAGCCACAAGAUCCUCGAGUGUCUCUCGCUGCAGAUCGAUGAAAAGGAUCGCCUGCCCAAGGUGGUCUGCGCCCAGUGCGAGCAGCAGGUGGAGCAGAUCCACGGACUCCGCGCCACCUGCCGCAACUCGCAGACCAUGUUGAGCAACUGCCUCAAUAUCCGCCCGGCGCCGAGCAGCGACAAGCUCUACAUCCGGGAUGCGGUGGACGAGUCGGGGAAGAGUCUCAGCGUGGCGCAAGCAGCGCCAGUACCUUCCGGAGGAGCACAGCAGUCCGGCAAUCUAUUGAACAGCAUCAUCCAGGCUGUGGGUAUCCAGCCCCAGCAGCAGUACACCAUCACAGUGGACAACGGGCUUCAGCAGCAGCAACACCAAUCUACGCCUGAAGUGCCAAUGAAAAGCGAGCGCCAGACAGCGUUGGAGGAGUUUAUUCGCCUCAAGCCAGACAUCAAGAUAACGCCGCUGGGGAAAAAGGAGACCAUUACCACUGUUAAGCCCCAGCAGCCACCCACUCUGCAGCCGCAAUCGGUCCCUACCGUAAACACUCAUCAGUUGCAGUUACAACCGCAGCUGGGAGAGCAACUGCAGCCUCUGUGGCAGCAGAUUCAGCAAUUGCAACUCCAGCAGCAGCUCCAACAGCUCACCAACCAACUGCAGGCUACCACUCAGUACUCCGCGGCCCAGGAAGAUGCCGCCAAUCCUGGCGACAGUAAAAAGCCCAAGUUGAACUUUGUGCUAUCAUCGCCGACGGCGCCACAAUUUACCACCUCGCUGCCGCAGUUCGGGAGUAAUCAACCUCAGAUCCAGCUGCAGCUGAUGCCCGGGGGAGGGACGGGGACGAGUACAACGGCAGCGCCUGCCCCGACACAGUUUAAUGCCGCUGCCCUGCUCUCAAGUCUCGCGGCUCCGCAGUCUACUCCCAAUAUGCUCUCACCGAACAAGUGUUUCUUGCCCAUUACGAUUCGGGAUGAAAAUUCGGACCAGCAGAUCGUGGCCCACAUAGACACCAAAAAUCUAGUCCUGCCCACAACAUACCAGGUGCAAAUGAAGCUACAGCCUCAGCUGGCCACCGCCGACGGCCAGCCCAUCAUGCAACUGACUCCCACCUCAAUUCCGGCCACGUUGCAGCUGACACCGCAGACUCUGGGCAAUCCGGGAACCAGUUUCCAGGGCCCAGCCACUGCCGUGACCCAAAAUCAGUUUCUGGCGCCGCAGCCUCCUCAGACUUUUCAACAGCAACAACCGCUUACUCAACUGUCUAACACGGCCCAAGUAACCUCUCAGCAAAUCAUCAGAUCUCCGCAGUCCAGCACCACAAAUCCGCAGUUGGUGAUAAGGAAUGUGACCAACAUCCAGACGACUCCCACAACGCCCACAAGCAGCAAAGAGGCGCCCGCCUUCAAAACGCCAUCGCCAAGGCAGAAGCAAAUGCCAUCGCCGAAGAGCAAAACUCCGGUGGUCUCACCCUCAGGAGGAGGAAAUAUGCCAGCCACCAACGAGUUCAAGCGGUUUAUGACACAGGCGAAGCAGCAACCGCAAGUAAAGCAGCAUCAGAACCCAGCAGCAGCUGUAACUGCUCCCCAAACAGCUACCUCGGUCAAUCAGGCUGCCAUGCAGCGUCUCUCCUUGAACACAACGAUCACCAAGGUAGCCAAGCAGCCUGUUUCGGUGCCAGCACCAGUUCCGGCUCCGGCUCCAGCUCCAACACCCACUCCCGCCAAGCUGCCCAUGUUGAACAAGCAGAAUAUUACCAUCAGUCGAAUCUCAAUGCAGACAGCGCCCAAGCCGCAAAUGAAGCCUCCUACGACGGCGCCUGCUUUCUCUCCUGCCCCCCAGCCCAUUCCUCUUCCGGUUCCUGCACUCAACCAAGCUCAGCCACCUCCGCUGGCGGCGCAGCACAAGAAGAUCGUGCGCAAGCCACCCGAAAAUCAAGAGUCCGCGGCCCAGAAAGCGAAACCAGCAGCGCGGCCACCGCAACAGAUUCUUCCUCUGCCAAAUCAGGAGGGUGAGAAUGCGUCGUCCAAUGCUAACGAAGCGUUUUUGCCGCCACCCACUGCAGCCCUAAUUUGUCCCACCUGCAAGCGCGAGUUUAAGAAGAAGGAGCACCUUACCCAGCACGUUAAGCUGCACGCGGGUCUGCGACCCUUCAAAUGCUCGGAAGAGGGUUGCGACAAGACCUUCAGCCGCAAAGAGCACCUGUCCCGCCACUUGAUCUCCCACUCUGGCCAAAAGAUGUACACUUGCGAGGUCUGCAAGAAACCCUUCUCGCGGAAGGACAACCUCAACAAGCACAAGAGGAUUCACACGCAGCCGGCCAACGAAACGCUUUACUCAUGCGAUGUUUGUAACAAGAAUUUCGCCACCAAGCUGCACUACGAGAAGCAUAGGGAAAUGCACAAGAAAACGCGACCGGAGAAUGCGACUCCAGUAGCAACUGCUCAUCCUGCGGCAACUUCUGCGCCUUCUCAAGUGCGUAGCAAUGGUCAGGUUCCCAAUAAGGGUGUUUAUGAAAUUAAACAGCGCGCUACUCAGCAGCAACAGCAGCAGCAGCAAACGCAAACACAGGCGCAGCCGGCACAGAUCAUGCAUGUGGUGACCACGCAGGACCUGGCCGGAAACACAAUAACGAUCACCCAAGCACCCGACUCCAAUAUGCCCACAUCUCUGGCUAACUUCGUGCAGCUGGGCUUUUCCCAGUUCCAGAAUCCGAGCGCACCAGCAGCCAAGUAAUUAGUCUGUAAGCUCGAGAAGUAGGCUCGCUGCUUUACUCCACCUUACCUCAUGUCCUAGUCCGCGGUCCAUUCCACCUCCUGGUCGCCAGUUCCUUAUUGCUUUUAGUUUGCGUAUAGUUUACCUUUUACUUAUUUGUGCAAUAUUAUUUAUACAACAAAUUAGAAACGUGUUUUUACGCUUCACUCAUUUUCUUAAUUUAUUUUAUUUUACUUCUGUGUUAUUCUAUAUUUAUUCAGUGACUCGCAGCAAUUUUAAUAGAAUAGACCCUAAGUGUGUGUGUGUAAAUUUUCCUACUAUAAGGUAUUGUAAAUAUCUGUGUAUCUAUAUAUAUGUACAAGCUGAAACAAAUUAAUGGUAAAAUACCUUUUUUGGGUGAAAAGAAUGAUUCCAUUGCAAAAAUAAAUAUAAUGUAUAAUUUAUGGCAAAAA